Molecule: messenger RNA, 1236 nt
Organism: Schistosoma curassoni
Lineage: Eukaryota; Metazoa; Platyhelminthes; Trematoda; Strigeidida; Schistosomatidae
Source: the annotation of a GenBank genome assembly
AUGAAAGGGAACGCUUUGCUCUAUUGGUUUCUGUGGUUUCUUAUUGUCAAUGUCUUUGUCGAUGAAGCACAAAUAAACACUAUUUCUUCAGUUAACAAAGUACUCCAAGCAUUCGAAAGUGGAUUUGAUCCGGAAGUUUAUCAAAACAUUACAGAAGUAAUAUCCUCUAAAGGCUACACAUCUGAAGAACACUAUGUUACCACCAAAGAUGGUUUUCUUUUAUGUAUUAUAAGAAUUUUACCGAAAUGUCACGUGGCUUCAGGAAGACAAAAAGUUGUAUUUCUUCAACAUGGCCUUUUAGAUUCUGCCCAUACUUGGGUUAACAAUUUGCCAGACGAAAGUUUAGGAUUUAUACUUGCUGAUAAUUGCUAUGACGUGUGGCUUGGUAAUAGUCGUGGGAGCACUUAUUCAUCAAAUCAUCAGUAUUUAAAUCCCGAUGACAAAGAGUUCUGGGAGUUCUCUUGGGAUGAAAUGGGCAAAUACGACAUACCAGCAACACUGAUGUACAUUCUUAAUUACACUAAUGCUGAAAAACUGAGCUACAUCGGUCAUUCACAGGGCUGUCAAAUUAUUUUGGCAUGUUUUGAUGAACAUCCUAUAAUGCAAUCAUUUAUUAAUUUAUUCAUCGCCUUAGCACCAGCUGCUUACCUUGGUUCAAUUAAAAGUCCUAUACGUUAUAUUGCACCAUUUGCAAAAACAGUCGAACCAGUUAUUGAAUGGUUUGGAAAUGGUGAAUUUUUACCUUCAGGUAAAAUUAUGCAAUUUCUAGCAUCAUUCUUAUGCAAACCAAAUCAUAUUCCUUUUGUAUGUAGUAAUAUAAUGUAUUUAAUUGCUGGAUAUGAUUCUAAAAAUACAAAUGUGAGUCGUUUACCAAUUUAUGUUGCACAUACACCAGCUGGAACAUCAGUUCAAAAUAUGGUACAUUAUUGUCAAGGUAUAGUUACUGAUCGCUUUCAAAAAUACGAUUAUGGUCCUACAAAAAACUUACAAAUUUACAAUCAAUCAUAUCCACCAUUAUAUAAUAUUUCUCAGCUUAAAAUACCUAUUAUCAUUUAUUACGGUGGUCAUGAUUGGCUUGCAUCUUAUAAUGAUGUUCAUAAACUUAUAAAACAAAUUAAUUAUACAAUUUCAUCCAUACAUUAUUUUCCAGAAUAUAAUCAUUUAGAUUUUGUAUGGGGUUUAAAUGCUGGCAAAUUGUUAUAUCCAUUAAUAUUAAAACAACUUUCUAGAGUUUAA